This is a messenger RNA of Colletotrichum spaethianum, 1194 nucleotides long. RefSeq lists its product as uncharacterized. NCBI's taxonomy places the organism in Eukaryota, Fungi, Ascomycota, Sordariomycetes, Glomerellales, Glomerellaceae. The transcript has 2 exons. The record is from RefSeq and is a predicted model, not a curated record. The coding region runs from base 1 to 1194 and encodes 397 amino acids.
AUGUCGCUCAUUGCGCUGGUCUCUAUAGCGGUUCCGAUCCCAAUUUACCUUAGCCCGGAGACACGCUUCCUCACUGUGCACAACACGGCAUGGAUUUCCUGGACCUUUAUCGUCAUGGCCAUGCCCGUCAUGACCGCCUUCUGCAUCCUCCUUACCUCGGAGCGGCACCUCAAGCUGCGUCAGUCGCUCUCCGAGACGCAGCGCAUCUUCACGUCGUCCUGGUGGACAGGCGAGGCCGAAGGGAGCAUUCCCAGGCGCGCUAACCGCCGCCGGCCGAACCUCAGCGUCGACUCCUUCGACCCGGACAACACCCUCCAGGUCGCUGCCGAACAGUCUCGGCAUAUGGGCGGCGUUAGGAUGCGCCGCAGAUGGUUGCCUGCCAGCUUUGUACGGUUCAUCUGGUUUUGUCUGGCCCUUUUUGUUGGUCUGAUGGCGUACGUAAUAGGAGAGGCCUACGCUGAGAUAUACUUGCGGACGCUCCCUCACAACAACUUGGAGACCAUUGUAUAUGUUUAUAGCUGGAUCAUCACUGUCCACCUACUCGAUGCCCUAACUGCUUGGCUGCUAGGUAUUCGUGAGGGCGAAAGAGUCGGCAGCUACCCCCUGAGUUGGGUCUUCAAGCUGUAUUUCAUGCUCACCUACCAAACCUACGUCCGCGCCCUUUACGCCCGCCUCCGCUCCCCGGAACAAUUCAUCUACCUUCAGAUCCUCUCCAGCAGCACCCUCAUUAUCCUCACUCCGCUCACAAUGUCCCGCCUCUACCACCGCAUUUUACUCGCCCUUAACAUCACGGACCAGUCCUACGCCUCUUACCAGAAGGUUUGCACCCGAAACGUCUUCAUCCGCUUCCUGGCCGAGAACGUCUCAAUGGUCGCCUUUCUCGGCAGCAUUCUCGUCCUGCACUUUGGCCCGAACAAGGACGUCUACCCCUACUUCGCCUUCGACAUGAAAGAAAAGGGCGACGACUACGACUUCAACCUUACCUUCCGGGCCUCCUCCGUCACCUGGGCCUGUGAGCUCGUCGCGUCCGUCUGCGUUCGCGCGCUCAUCCGUUGGAUCUUUGGCGUCGAUGUUGGCAUGGAGGGCAAGCUCGACCUUGCCGUUUGGCCCGAGCUGCUGCCGACCAGCGUGGCUGUCAUGUUCCACGUUCUGCAAAACAUGUUCUUCUCCAUCAUCCGACUGCAAUUCCACUAA